GUUCUCUGCAACGAUGGUGGACGGCAGAGAUAUCCCAGUGGAGACACUCGCGCGAUUCGAGAAGGACGUGAAGCAAACCGACACCGGGUUCCUGGCGAUAGCAACAGAGGUGGAGAAUGACGGAGAGAAAGCCUCGGAACCUCCAGGAAAGAUCAAGGAAUUAUUGAAGGAGUUCCAAGACAUUCUUCCGGACGAUUUUCCGAACGAGCUACCGCCAUACCGAACGCAUCAACACGAGAUCGUAGAGGAACCGGGUUCGAAGCCGACCUUCCGAGCACCAUAUCGGCUCAGCCCUACGGAGCUGACCGACAUGAAAAAACAGAUCGAGUAUCUCCUAGCCAAAGGACUCAUCCGACCAUCCACUUCGCCAUACGGUGCCCCAGUACUCUUCACACCAAAACCGGACGGAAGCCUGCGCAUGUGCAUCGACUACCGAGCUCUUAACAAGCAGACCAUUAAGAAUAAAUAUCCGAUACCGCAAAUCGAUGACCUGCUUGACCAGCUUCGGGGAGCUACGGUAUUUUCCAAACUGGAUCUGCGGUCCGGAUACUGGCAGAUUCGGAUGGCGGACAACUCUAUCCACAAAACUGCUUUCUGAACUCGGUAUGGAUCGUACGAGUAUC
This is a messenger RNA of Closterium sp. NIES-67, 623 nucleotides long. Lineage: Eukaryota; Viridiplantae; Streptophyta; Zygnematophyceae; Desmidiales; Closteriaceae. The record is from the annotation of a GenBank genome assembly.